GCGUCUUAAUAACAAUAGCUUAUCUGGAGAGAUUCCUAGGUCUUUGACUGCUGUCUCGUCUCUUCAAGUUCUGGAUCUCUCAAACAAUCCUCUCACUGGAGAUAUUCCUGUUAAUGGUUCCUUUUCACUUUUCACACCUAUCAGUUUUGCCAACACCAAAUUGACUCCCCUUCCUGCAUCUCCGCCGCCUCCCCUCUCUCCUACAACGCCGUCAGCUGGAGGGAGUAAUAGAAUUACUGGAGCAAUUGCUGGAGGAGUUGCCGCAGGUGCUGCACUUCUAUUUGCUGUUCCUGCCAUUGCACUUGCUUUGUGGAGAAGGAAAAAACCACAGGAACACUUCUUUGAUGUACCAGCUGAAGAGGACCCAGAGGUUCAUUUGGGACAACUCAAGAGGUUUUCAUUGCGUGAACUACAAGUUGCUUCGGAUAACUUUAGCAACAAGAACAUAUUGGGUAGAGGUGGUUUCGGUAAAGUCUAUAAAGGACGGUUAGCUGAUGGUACUUUAGUGGCGGUUAAAAGACUCAAAGAGGAGCGCACCCAAGGUGGAGAACUGCAGUUCCAGACCGAAGUUGAGAUGAUCAGUAUGGCGGUUCAUAGAAACUUGCUUCGGCUUCGUGGCUUUUGCAUGACUCCCACAGAGAGAUUGCUUGUGUAUCCCUACAUGGCUAAUGGAAGUGUUGCCUCCUGUUUAAGAGAACGUCCGGAGUCACAGCCACCACUUGAUUGGCCAAAGAGACAGGGUAUUGCGUUGGGAUCAGCAAGGGGGCUUGCAUAUUUACAUGAUCAUUGUGACCCAAAGAUCAUUCAUCGAGAUGUGAAAGCUGCUAAUAUAUUGUUGGACGAAGACUUUGAAGCCGUGGUUGGAGAUUUUGGGCUAGCAAAGCUCAUGGACUACAAAGACACACAUGUGACAACUGCAGUGCGUGGUACGAUCGGUCACAUAGCCCCUGAGUACCUCUCUACGGGAAAAUCAUCUGAGAAAACCGAUGUGUUUGGUUAUGGCGUCAUGCUUCUUGAGCUUAUUACUGGACAAAGGGCUUUUGAUCUUGCUCGCCUUGCCAAUGACGAUGAUGUCAUGUUACUAGACUGGGUGAAAGGGUUGUUGAAAGAGAAGAAACUGGAAGCGCUAGUAGAUGUUGAUCUUCAGGGUAACUACAUAGACGAGGAAGUGGAGAAGCUAAUCCAAGUGGCUCUGCUCUGCACACAGAGUUCACCGAUGGAAAGACCCAAAAUGUCUGAAGUCGUGAGAAUGCUUGAAGGAGAUGGUUUAGCUGAGAGAUGGGAAGAGUGGCAAAAGGAGGAAAUGUUCAGACAAGAUUUCAACUACCAAAACUAUAACCAACCGAACACUGGUUGGCUUAUAGGUGAUUCUACUUCCCACAUUGAAAAUGAAUACCCCUCUGGUCCAAGAUAAUAAGAUUCGUUACACUGAAUGCUUUCUCUUGUCUUUAUUUUUUGUACUUCUUCUGUAUUUAUUGAGGGUUUUAGUUUCUGCUGCUCCAUGUUACGGUUCUUAAGUUGGUACAGGCAGGAGGAUUCAGAUUGGGUUUGUAAUCUUUAUAUGAAAGAGAUUUGAAUGUUGUUGAAGGCUAAAAACCUAAAACAUGACUUUAGUAGUUA
This is a messenger RNA of Raphanus sativus (radish), 1620 nucleotides long. Its product is annotated as BRASSINOSTEROID INSENSITIVE 1-associated receptor kinase 1-like. The record is from RefSeq and is a predicted model, not a curated record. Gene Ontology annotation, molecular function: protein binding; protein kinase activity; ATP binding. Gene Ontology annotation, biological process: protein phosphorylation. NCBI's taxonomy places the organism in Eukaryota, Viridiplantae, Streptophyta, Magnoliopsida, Brassicales, Brassicaceae.